AUGUGUUUGCUUGGAGAUGAUGGAAACACUGACAAUAACCUGUGGGUGGGUCUCAUCCUGGUCAUCUCCUUCUUCUUGGUCAUCAGCGUUCUCGCCUUCCCCAACGGUCCUUUCACGAGACCCCAUCCAGCAAUAUGGCGGAUAGUGUUCGGGUUGAGUGUGCUUUACUUCCUCUUCCUGGUUUUCAUCAUCUUCCUGAACUGGGAGCAGGUCAAGUCUCUCAUGUUCUGGCUGGAUCCCAAUCUGCGCUACGCCAAACGGGAAGCCGACGUCAUGGAGUAUGCCGUGAACUGUCAUGUGAUCACCUGGGAGCGAAUCCUCAGCCACUUCGACAUCUUCGCCUUCAGUCAUUUCUGGGGCUGGGGAAUGAAGGCUCUGCUGAUCCGCAGCUAUGGACUGUGCUGGACCAUCAGCAUCACCUGGGAGCUGACCGAGCUCUUCUUCAUGCAUCUUCUUCCGAAUUUCGCGGAGUGCUGGUGGGAUCAGGUCAUUCUGGAUAUCCUGCUGUGUAACGGCGGAGGGAUCUGGCUGGGAAUGACCGUCUGCCGCUUCCUGGAGAUGCGCACGUAUCACUGGGCCAGCAUCAAAGACAUCCACAGCACCACGGGGAAGAUCAAGCGCGCAGCGCUGCAGUUCACUCCCGCCAGCUGGACAUACGUGCGCUGGCUCGACCCCAAGUCCUCCUUACAGAGAGUGACGGGAGUCUAUCUGUUCAUGAUCAUCUGGCAGCUGACGGAGCUGAACACGUUCUUCCUGAAGCACAUCUUCGUGUUCCCAGCAUGCCACGCUCUCAGCUGGUGCCGGAUCCUGUUCAUCGGGAUCAUCACGGCUCCUACUGUACGGCAGUAUUACGCGUACCUGACGGACACACAGUGCAAACGGGUCGGGACUCAGUGCUGGGUGUUCGGGGCGAUCGCUUUCCUGGAGGCGCUGGCCUGCAUUAAAUUUGGACAGGACUUGUUUUCCAAGACGCAGGUUCUCUAUGUGAUUUUGUGGCUCGUGUGUUUGGCUUUCAUCACGUUCCUGUGUCUGUAUGGGAUGGUGUGGUACGCUGAGAACUACGGGCCCCGAGAGAAGAGCUUCUCGGAGUGUGAGGACAGUAUUUACACGGAGCCGGACGACGCUGUGUCUGAAUGCAGAGGGGAGUUUGAGACGGACAGCACGACUUCCUCUUCUGCCAGGAAACGGAGGGACUCUGUAAAUAACACAAGCAUCAACGGCGUGGAGAAAUAAGCCUGACUCUGAAAGGAUUUGCACACGUGUGGCUCCUGUGAACGGAGGGAGCAUCAGAUGAAUGAUUAUGAAGGGUGAGAUUGGCUCAGGUCUGGUCAGAGCGCAAGGCUCUUUGAAAAGGCAAUACUGUGUUUAGUUAGUCAGCUGACUUCACCUGUUGAACUUCAGAGACUGGUUAACCAGGUGAGAUCCCAAGCAGUGCUGUGCGUCAUGGUGUUUUCAGUCGCAUGCGUGACUCGUAACAGUGCUGUAAUCUAUGUCACAGAUGUUUUCAACGGUGUAUUUUACUGUAUGCAGACGAUUUUUCAGAUUAUGUUAUCAUAUGUGACCCUGGAGCACAAAAGCAGUCA
Molecule: messenger RNA, 1583 nt
Organism: Sinocyclocheilus anshuiensis
Lineage: Eukaryota; Metazoa; Chordata; Actinopteri; Cypriniformes; Cyprinidae
Product: phosphatidylserine synthase 1-like
Exons: 13
Coding region: 1-1233 (410 amino acids)
Biological process (GO): phosphatidylserine biosynthetic process
Molecular function (GO): L-serine-phosphatidylethanolamine phosphatidyltransferase activity
Source: RefSeq, a predicted model, not a curated record